GAGAGUUUUGAAUCGUACGGAAAUCCCAUUUUUAUUUCAAGAAAACCAAAUCCCCAAUACGAGAUGAUUUUCCUCCAAUUCUGGUGGGCGCUGAUGGUGUUCAGUGGGCAUGGUUCCUCCCAACAAAUGUCGAGCGGAGACGAAAGGCGGGAGCAGGGGAACCCUUCGGUGGGCAGCGACAAGUUGCUCAGCUUCAGCCGGGCGGUGGAGCUGGCUCGACCCGAGUUGCAGGAACUGAAGUCCUCCUAUGGCGGACUGCAGGAGCUGGCCAAUCCGCAGCAGCAGCAGUGUCGGGAUCGGCGCGACUCCAUCGACGACAUGCUGGCCAACUUUGCCCAGGCCACGGUCGGUGACGCCAAAGCAAAGGCCGAUGAGGAGGAGGAGGAGGAGCGUGUGCUGCAGGAGGCGGCGGACGCCUGGUUCCGCAACAUCCAGGCGGACAUGGCCAAGAGCCAAGAGAAUGCCAACCAAAAGGGUAGGUGCGGCAAACAGGAGCGAUCGCUGGCCAAGAAGAUCAACGACCAGCAUGCCCAGGCCAUGGAGCGCACCGAGAUGGGCAAGGUAAAGCUCAAGUACAAGGAAGUAAGCGAUGAUAACAUAGUUCGCAAGUACCAGGUUACUAAGAGCCAUUUAAAUCCGCAGGACAGUGGUCUCAGCAAUCUGGACGUAAGGUUGAAGCAGGUGCAGCAGCUGCUAAAUGACCAGGAGAGUCUGGAGGCCAGGAAGGCGGAGAAGUCCAAGGAGGUUCACCUGAAUGAGGCGGAUAGUAGUUGGGCUGAGAAGUUGCCAGAGUUUGGCAAUGCCCCCAUUCCGGAUGGCGUCUACGAAAGUACCCUCAACCGGCUGGCCUUUCCCCAUGCCACGUCCAACAAGCUGGCCCACGAGGCCAACUACAAGCUCUCCAAGAUCGAACAGGAUGCCUCGGAGAAGUCCUCGAAGAUCUCCAGACCUGGCCUCAUUGCUAUAACUCCUCUCAAGCAACAGAAGCGCAGCUCUUGCACUGGCUUCAAUCCCAUGAACGAGAUCAAGCUCAAAACCAGCAGUCGUUUGAUGCUCAAGGGACUCGGUCCCUCACUGCCCAGUAACGCCCUGUUGGACAUGCAUCGUCACCAAAAGGUGGACGACAUGAUGCGGAGGAGGGAGCUGGAGGAACAACAGCAGCAGCAGCAGCAACAGCAGCAUCAACAGCUGCAGCAACAGCUGCAGCAACAGUUCGAUACCAAUCAGGAUAUCGAAGUUGAAGAUCAGCGAUUGGGCGGCAAUAGCUUAAUGACGCCGAACGAAAACUUGGAGUACUUGCAGCCCGUCAAUACCGGCAUGGAUAUGAAUCAAAAUCAAAUGAUGGAGUUGCCCCAAAGUUACGACUACCGAGUGCCCCAGUACGAUCGCUUUCACCCCCUCAAUCAGCGACAAAUGACCAGUGUGCGGGAUUACGAGAGGAGCAAUCGCAUGCCCAUCGACUUGGACCGGUUCAAAAGAGAACCACAUUUGGUUGCACCUCGUAUGAAAGUCAACGAUCUAUCGGACUUGGGAGCUGCAUUACCUCUAGGAGAGCAAUCGUUACCAUCAACCAAUGAAGUUGAAGAGGGGCAAAGCAUUUCCGAUCGUGAAAUGGCUCUUAAAACUGGCUUAUUGGACAUUAAGGAAGGAAAAGGGCAUUCAAGCAAGGACAUUAAGUUGGGUGACUUGAGUGACCAAGUCAAGUUAGAUGAGGAAGCUUUGGGUAAGUCAGAAAUUAAAAUUGAAGCUGAUGCAUCAAUCGUUGAAGGCAAGUUAGUGGAUACUCUAGAGACUAAAAAAAAACGUGAAGCGAAGAAGGCUAUAGGGGAUAUGCAGCCCAUUAAAGUAGAGGCUACUGCUAAAGCUGACACUUUAACUGCAGCAGAGGUCAAAUCAGAAUUGCCUUUAAAAGGUGAGAUGCCCCUUACUUUAAACACCAUUAGUGAACUGCACUCCAAUGGCGAUGCUGAACUGGCCAUAAGUUCCGAAAGCAAAGACAAUCUGGAGAAACGUGAAAGUCCUGAAGCCAACGAAGCCGCCGACAACCAUGACGGCAACUCCGACGGCGAAACGGAUUGCAAAUCCGAGGAGGGCGCAAAGCCGGAAACGGAUGACAGCAUUGUGAAAGUCAACAUCAAGCUAAAGCUUCAGGAGCCAGCAGAGGAGAAAUCAGAGUGCGAGGCAGCCAAUAAAGUUGAGUCCAAGGAGGCGGCGGCAUCGGCUCCAAAAGUAAAUCCCGAUGCGGUGGUCAAGCUGUUGGCCAACGAAUUGUCGCUGGACAAGAAUCGUGGCAAGCGGCAAACGAGGCUUCGUCGACUCCGCAGACAGAACAGAAGAUCCAAGCGAUCGUUGGAGGACAAGGAGCAACAGCAGCAACCAGAACUCCGGCAACAACAUGUAAUGGCCAAGCGUUUCGUUCAUCUACUGGAUGAUUUUGAAGACCACAAUGGGAAUCGUGUUCAUUUUGGCACCUUGGGCAAUGGCUUGCUCACACCAGAUGCCGAGGAUGCGGGUGGAAAGUCCUAUCCAAGUCACGAAUUGCUGGCACAUUAUGAUGAACUGGAAGCCGCCCAUGAUGACGAUUCCCUGACGAAUAUCUACGAUCCCACUAGGGAUCUGGUGCCCAUGAUGAAUCAGCGACCCAAUGCGGUAUAUCAAAUGCAGCAACAGCAGCCUCAGCAAGUGCAACAGCAGCAACUGCAGCAACAACAGCAACCGCUGCAACAACAGCAGCAGCAGCAACAACAGCACCCAGUUCAGCAGCAACAUCCAGAUCUAAACCGACAACGUCAUCAAUCCAAUUUUCAGGCCAGUUUUAAUUUAACCCACUUUUUCAAUGAGUUGCAAAAAAUGCAGAAUAUGAAGUCACCACAACAGCAGCAGCAGCCUGUCCCACAAACUCCAGUAGUUCAGCAACCAUCGCCCGUACAGCAGCAAUAUCGACCGCAACAGCAGCAAUAUCGACCGCAACAGCAGCAAUAUCUGCCGCAACAGCAACCAUUGCAACAGCAACAACUGCCCAUCAAGCCAGUGUCGCCACCAGUAAAAUCCUUUGGAAUUCAUCGAUAUUUUGGACCCUUUUUCAACAAGCAAGUGAAGAGCGAUCCCUUCUUGGCGGCGAUGGCAACCGCCACCACCAUAGAUCCCAGAUGUGUGCCCAUCACCACUACUUCACCUCUCCCUGUUGCGAAUGUAUCUACGGAUCCGAGUUUGCCCCCAAAUUGCACAACUUUAGAGGCAACCACUUCCACUUUCAUCAACAACACUUCCAUCACCACCUCAGCCCCCAGCACCACUUCAGCCCCCAGCACCACCUCAGCCCCCAGCACCACCUCAGCCCCCAGCACCACUUCAUCGGAUGGUGUUUGCAUUCAGCCGGGUGCCAUGAAGCUCAACGUCUCCAUCAAUGCCAAUUUAUGUGGCGAUCCGAAAACGAAACAGUUUUACGGCAAUGGAUCCAUAAGCUUGCUACCAAAUUAUAAGAGGCUGCAUCCAGGAUCAAAUCACGAUAUCGAUGAUGGUCAACUCUAUGGAAAUUCUGCGCAAUGGGAUAAUAACCUAGAUGAUUUGGAAGACACGGAGGAGAGAUAUAUCCGCCAGGUGGUUGAGGAGUCCACAGAUAAUAAGGGCGGGGAGUGGCAACCAAAAAAUGGAAAGGGGAACUUGAGGAAGCAAGAAGGUCAUCUGAAAAGGCCUAUCAUAAAAUGGAGCGGAAAGAGCCAGUCCAAACAUACUCCUCAAGAAGCGCACAAAGGGACUGCGAAAGUAGCGCCAAAAAUAGAUCCAAAAGAAACACCAAGAGUAGCAUCCAAAGAACGACUUGAAGCAACUGGCCAGUGCAAUCGACCCCGAACAGAAAACGAUGAGAGCCUGUCGAAUAGCUACGAGAAGCUGAUCACGGGCAAGAUUUCCGAGGACAUUGUGUCGGCCGUCUUCGAGGCGGUUGGCAAUGAUCCGGGCAUGGAUCGGCUGUUGGCCGUUCUUGAGAGGAAUCGCAAGUGCUCGCAGAAGCAGCCCAAGAACUUCUACCAGAUCCGGAACGACAAGAGCGAGAACUAUCUCCGCCAGACGGAGGACAUGGUGCGGGACACCAUGGAGGCCAUCAGUAAUAUUAUUGACCAGCAGGUGCGCCGACGUGCCUGCAUUCCCCUGCGCCCGGAUCUCCAGGAGUUCUACGACCUGAUCCUCAAGACGUCGACUGAAGAGCAGAAGAUUCGUGAGAAGAGACAGAGCGCGCUGCGUGUCCUGUCCGAGGACUUUAGCCAGGAUGUCCGUCUGCUCGACUCUAGUAAAAUCAACCAAAAGUCGCGGAUCGUCAAGAAGCUGCUGCGCCAGUACGAGGAUAUGUCGAUGGAGGAUCAGCAGUCUGCAGCCGGAGUGCGCGACGAGCUGCUCCUGGAUCUCGUUUACCUCAGGAAGUUGUCCGAUUCCGCGGAGCGCCAUCAGCGGAAUGCCCGCCUGCAGGAGGUCCUGAAGCAGGCCAGUCUGGAUGAGGUCCUGGAGAAGCGCAUGUCCGCCGAGUACUCGCCGCGCUUCAUCAAACUUUUGAAGACAGCGGAACUCUUCAAGGAGGCGGGCGAACAGCAGGCCAAGGCCUUUGUAGGUCUUUAAUUCGCAGAUUCCUUUUGGUUUCCUUUCCUUUGAUUAUUGUUUAGUAAGUUUUCUUCUGUAUUUAUGUUUAUUUUAAAUAAAAAUUCACUUUGCUUAAUUUAAAUCAAAUUUGUUGUAUUUUUGUGUCUUGCAAAAUAACAUAGAUUGGCUCAAGACGUUUUUAA
Drosophila elegans is the source of this 4775-nucleotide messenger RNA. RefSeq names its product interaptin. The transcript is spliced from 2 exons. The record is from RefSeq and is a predicted model, not a curated record. NCBI's taxonomy places the organism in Eukaryota, Metazoa, Arthropoda, Insecta, Diptera, Drosophilidae. Bases 64 to 4611 code for a protein of 1515 amino acids.